UAAGAAUGGGACUAUCUGUCUAUAGUCUGUUAUUGAUGCUGCUUUUGUUUUCAUGCGUCAUAUAUGGGCUCGUGACAGGUGAAAUUGGAAAUCCAACUGUAGAGAAUGUCCACUUAGCAGGGGCCGUGUUUGAGUGGCUUACAACAUUUGGACUGUUUAGUUUCCUGUUAACACUCAUUCCAGAUUUCCAGAAUGUCCACUUAGCAGGGGCCGUGUUUGAGUGGCUUACAACAUUUGGACUGUUUAGUUUCCUGUUAACACUCAUUCCAGAUUUCCAGUCGCAUACAUACGUAGUGAUCCAUCUUAUUGGAGGGGCACUUGCAUACAUGUUUGGUACCAUGUAUAUAUUUUGCCUCACUUUAAUUGAAAAAAAAAAUAAUCAAGGCAUCAGUAAUACCAUAUGUCUAAUAAGAAUGGGACUAUCUGUCUAUAGUCUGUUAUUGAUGCUGCUUUUGUUUUCAUGCGUCAUAUAUGGGCUCGUGAAAGGUGAAAUUGGAAACCCAACUGUAGAGAAUGUCCACUUAGCAGGGGCCGUGUUUGAGUGGCUUACAACAUUUGGACUGUUUAGUUUCCUGUUAACACUCAUUCCAGAUUUCCAGUCGCAUACAUACGUAGUGAUCCAUCUUAUUGGAGGGGCACUUGCAUACAUGUUUGGUACCAUGUAUAUAUUUUGCCUCACUUUAAUUGAAAAAAAAAAUAAUCAAGGCAUCAGUAAUACCAUAUGUCUAAUAAGAAUGGGACUAUCUGUCUAUAGUCUGUUAUUGAUGCUGCUUUUGUUUUCAUGCGUCAUAUAUGGGCUCGUGAAAGGUGAAAUUGGAAACCCAACUGUAGAGAAUGUCCACUUAGCAGGGGCCGUGUUUGAGUGGCUUACAACAUUUGGACUGUUUAGUUUCCUGUUAACACUCUUUCCAGAUUUCCAGGAUGACUCGAGAUUUCUGCAUGCUGGAGUGUUUUAUUAA
Messenger RNA from Pelobates fuscus (common spadefoot toad), 959 nucleotides. Its product is annotated as DNA damage-regulated autophagy modulator protein 1-like. The record is from RefSeq and is a predicted model, not a curated record. NCBI's taxonomy places the organism in Eukaryota, Metazoa, Chordata, Amphibia, Anura, Pelobatidae. The transcript is spliced from 11 exons. The coding region runs from base 6 to 959 and encodes 317 amino acids.